AUUAUACUGUCAACUAACGGAAAAUAAAAAAAGCUAUUAGUAUUUAAAAUUUAAAUAAAUUAUUAUUUCCUCAUAAUUAUUCCUCUUUUAGCACGUAACGCGUAUUUUACUUUUGUACUUUUCAUAAUCACAUCGCCUGCGACAUCAUAAUUUGGUGAAACCGGCCAGACGAAAAUGACAAUAACACAAGUUGUUUGUGUUAUUGAAAGUGCUUUGUGUUUCUAAUUUUAAAGCAAAUAAUUUUUAUCUACACGUUAAGAUAUUAAGAAUGACUUAUACACAUAAACAUUAGAUUUUAAUACUAUUGAGCUCAAUGUUGAAUACCGAUAUUGUAAAAUUAUAAUUAUGAAUCCCGUAGCAGGCAAAAGAUUAACAUAUAAGCGAAUGAGACCUAAUCCCCUAUUUGAAGUAUGUUUAGAGAAAAUUUAUGAAGAAGCUAGAUUAAAUAAUACAAAAUAUUUGCCAGUUAUCAAAGAAGCCAUGUUAUCAUUAUCUAAAUAUCCAUUACCUUUAAAAUCUGGAGCUGACUGUGCCAUACUUAAAGGUUUUAAUAAAUCACUAUGUGUUCUUCUAGACAAGUAUGUGUUAGAAGAAGUCUCUAAAAAUUGUCUUUCCCAUAAUACUACUACAGAUGAGGUAAUAGAUUUAGAAACAUACCAAGGUUCAGUUAGUAAAGAUUUUACUUUAAAACCUUUAUCCACCCAAGAAAUAAUAGAUGUAGAGAAUUGCAAUACCUCAAUUAUUCAUCACAAAGAUAACAUUGAUAAUAGUCCAAGAUCUUCCUGUUCUGAAAUACUUCCUAAAAAAGGUAUCUAUAAACCUCAAUUCAAAUCUGGAGCUUUUGCUAUACUUAUGGGUUUGUUAGAGCACUAUAAGAAAAAUUCUGAAAAGAAUUUAUCAAAAAAUGAAAUUAUACAAGUUGCCCAGAAGUAUUGUGAAGAAUCUUUCAAAGUUGCUAAGUCUGUGAGGUACUCAGCUUGGUCCAGUAUGGCUCGCUUAAUUAAUAAAGGCCUUGUGAUAAAAAUUCGAAGUAAGAAAAUUCAAUAUGCAUUAACUGAAAAAGGUGUUUCUAUGGCUUAUAAUUUGUGGAAUGAAUAUGAAACUAAACCUUCAACAAAUAAAUUUAUGUUCCAAAAACCAAUGGAAGUUGUAGAUAUUGGAAAUGUUUCAUCAUCAGAUAAUUUAAUCAAUUUGCAAGAAAUCAAUCCAUUUGAAAAAAUAAAUACUGAUUGUGAAGAGGCUUUAACUCCAGUUAUUUAUUUACCUGCUAAUUGUUAUGAUAUUGUGUUACUUAUUGAUAAAAAUGAAAAGAAUGGAAAUGAUGAUCCAUUCCAUAACUAUCCUGAUUUAAAAUAUGAACUGAGAAGUCUUAAAGUUGGUGAUUUUACAUGGAUUGCAAGAAAUCGUGUUAGUAAUGAGGAACUUGUCUUGCCCUAUAUCAUUGAAAGAAAGAGGAUGGAUGAUUUAGGAGCAAGUAUUAAAGAUGGAAGAUUCCAUGAACAAAAAUUUAGAUUAAGAAAAUGUGGUUUAAAACAUGUUUUUUAUCUUGUGGAAUCAUAUGACAAAAAUAAACAUGUUGGCCUACCUCUACCUUCCCUUAUGCAAGCCCUUGCAAAUACAAGAAUCCAAGAUGGCUUUAAAAUUUACUAUACAGAUUCUUUGAUCAAAAGUCAUAGAUUUUUGGCUAUGAUGACCAAAAGGUUACAAGUUGAGUAUAUGAACAAAUCAUUAUGUGGAGCCAGUUGCGACCCAAAAGAUGGAAUGCUAAUGACCUACAACUAUUUUAAUAAAUCAUCAGUGAAAACUAAAGUUUUGAGUGUUACUGAAAUGUUCAUCAAAAUGCUACUUCAACUAAAAGGAAUGUCCGUUGAAAAGGCAUUAGCGAUAACUAGUGUUUACAAAACACCUAAAUCUUUAUUAACUGCUUAUGAAAAUUGUGAUACAAAACUAGGAGCACUUCUUCUAGCUCAUUUAAAAUAUGGCGACUUAAACCGAAAUGUGGGUCCCACUGUCAGUAAGACAAUAUAUCAGUUAUUUACUACCUAUUAAGUGAAGUCCAAAAUUUCAAUGAUCUCAUAUUUUUGUACCUUCUAUAUUAAUAUUUUAAAACUAACAUAAUCAUGAAACUAGUUAAUAAAUAUCAUUUUAGCAUG
Molecule: messenger RNA, 2153 nt
Organism: Pieris rapae (cabbage white)
Lineage: Eukaryota; Metazoa; Arthropoda; Insecta; Lepidoptera; Pieridae
Gene: mus81
Product: crossover junction endonuclease MUS81
Exons: 3
Coding region: 346-2049 (567 amino acids)
Biological process (GO): resolution of meiotic recombination intermediates; DNA catabolic process; mitotic intra-S DNA damage checkpoint signaling
Cellular component (GO): Holliday junction resolvase complex; nucleus
Molecular function (GO): crossover junction DNA endonuclease activity; 3'-flap endonuclease activity; DNA binding
Source: RefSeq, a predicted model, not a curated record